Sinocyclocheilus grahami is the source of this 4748-nucleotide messenger RNA. RefSeq names its product serine/threonine-protein kinase WNK1-like. Bases 1164 to 4748 code for a protein of 1194 amino acids. The transcript has 18 exons. Gene Ontology annotation, biological process: protein phosphorylation. Gene Ontology annotation, molecular function: protein serine/threonine kinase activity; ATP binding. The record is from RefSeq and is a predicted model, not a curated record. Lineage: Eukaryota; Metazoa; Chordata; Actinopteri; Cypriniformes; Cyprinidae.
AGCAGGGGGAGUGGACAGACCAGUCCGGGUUAUUGUUGAUCACGAAACCGGUUUGUUCAUGUUGCAUGUAUUUGUGCGAUGGCGAAAAUGUAGGGAAUCGAUGGCAUGCAGAUUACGCAGCCUUGAACCCUGCGCGUGCAAAUCGUCUACAUCUGCUCGGGAUUUUGCACUGUCAACAAUAGAGCCACAAAGCGCUCGCGAGCGCGCUAGACCCAAAGCCAAGUCUCGUGUUCGGUAUAAAUGGAUAUAGUCUCUGGGCUUUUCAAAUAUUGUUUUGCAUCCUGUUGAUGUAAAUGCUGUAACGUUAACUUGAACUGCAUCGUCUGCACGCGCGACGUCAUGCAGUAGAUGAGCGUACAGGGAAGAUGAAUCGAGGUCAGCUGAAAGGGAAUAACAAAGAGAACCUGCUCUGCAGUCUCGCGAGCAACCAUUAGCGGAAGCGGCGCGUUGUUGUAGUGUUUGGCAUUCGAGCUUCGCAGUGUAGCUCGAGACGGUUAUAGCGGAGGCACAGAAACCGACAUUUAGCCAUUUUGUCGGACUUUCACUGGAUAAAAAAUACGUUAAGCGAGAGACUUUGAUCAUUUCACUUGCUUCGCGCCGGAUAAACGUAAUUUCAAAUACUGAGCACGCGCGUUUGGGGAAUUACCGGUUAAACCUGGAGUUGGCCGUUGGUUUUUCACCGAGAACUGAAGAUGACGGCGACGACACAACAUUAUGUGAAUCAGAUGCAAAGGUGAAACUUUGUGCUCUGGCACGACCUCGGAGUUGAAAGUGAUUAUCACAUUUAUCAGCAGGCUACUGCCCUGCCCCCUCAGGAGACCCCCUAUGUGGAUUGAAUACACCCCACAGUUUCACACAGGAUGGAUGAGCUGGAUGUGAAGUCUCCUUUUUGUCAUCAUCAUCAACAACGUAUUUUGAUCUGUGCAUGGAUCCUGCUCUAUUUUUAUCACCAAGCACUUCCUGUGCUCUUCUCCAACACUUUAGUUUGCAAGAGUAUUGACUUUAUCUGAACUGCUGUUUUGAGAGGAGGGAGGUUUGGCAAGUUUUCACUUGGUUUGAAGCAACCUCUUCUCAUUAUCAAAUAUUUAUACUGUUGUUGUUUUUUUUCAUGCAUGGAUAGCAUAUAAGGUUUGACCCAACUUCUCGCUCCACUUGGUGGAGAAAUGUCAGAAAAUCUCAACGACAAUAUGGUCAAGUUCCUUUCCCCCCCAUCAAAGAACAUCAACUGCUCCAGCUCAGACACGCUGGUGGGCGAGCGUCUAGGGGUCGAGGUCCGCCGUCGCCACCACACCAUGGAGCGAGAACUACUGAAGGCAGAGCACCGUUUCUUUCGGCGCAGCGUCAUCAAUGACUCCAAUGCUACGGCGCUGGAGCUGCCCAGCAAGAACGCAAUCCUAGCCAUCUCAACUGACUCCCAUGCUCUUGUUUGUGAACCUCCUGCCUUGGAAUCCAAAAUCCCUUCGGUGGCCACACAAUCUGAAGGUUUGGUUGCACCAGAAAAGGAAGAUGACGGUGUUGAGACAGCCAUAGAGUCAAUGCCAGUGUUGAUUGCGAAUACUACACAUCUUCUUUCUGCAGAAGCACCACAUUUCGUUGCAGAGUUGAAGUCUGGAGAUAGUGCGGAUGCAAAACUAGAGGAUGAGAAAGAGGAGGAUGAUGAAGGUAAAGAGAAGGCACGAGCUAAGACCGAUUUGCGGGAUAUGAAGGCAGAGCUAGAGGACAAUGAGGAAGUUGAGACAAAUGCAGUCGGGACGUCGCCAGAUGGCCGGUUCUUAAAGUUCGACAUUGAGAUUGGACGUGGCUCUUUUAAGACAGUCUACAAGGGUCUGGAUACUGAAACCACAGUGGAGGUGGCAUGGUGCGAGUUGCAGGAUCGCAAGUUGUCCAAGUCAGAGCGGCAGCGUUUUAAAGAGGAAGCCGGAAUGCUGAAGGGUCUUCAGCAUCCCAACAUAGUACGCUUCUAUGACUCCUGGGAGUCAUCCUUGAAAGGGAGGAAGUGUAUUGUCCUGGUGACUGAACUCAUGACAUCUGGGACACUCAAGACGUAUCUAAAACGGUUUAAGGAGAUGAAGAUCAAAGUCCUGCGCAGCUGGUGCCGGCAGAUUCUGAAGGGGCUGCACUUCCUUCAUACUAGGUCGCCUCCCAUCAUCCACCGGGACCUCAAGUGUGACAACAUCUUCAUCACCGGACCUACUGGAUCUGUCAAGAUUGGAGACUUGGGUCUGGCUACCCUCAAGAGGGCCUCCUUUGCCAAGAGCGUCAUAGGUACCCCUGAGUUCAUGGCGCCUGAGAUGUAUGAGGAGAAGUAUGACGAGUCCGUGGAUGUGUAUGCCUUUGGGAUGUGUAUGCUGGAGAUGGCUACUUCUGAGUACCCGUACUCCGAGUGUCAGAAUGCAGCUCAGAUCUAUCGCAGAGUCACCAGCGGGGUAAAGCCUGGCAGUUUUGACAAAGUGGCUAUUCCAGAAGUGAAGGAGAUCAUUGAGGGUUGCAUACGUCAGAAUAAAGACGAGAGGUAUUGCAUCAAGGACCUCCUAAGUCAUGCUUUUUUCCAGGAGGAAACUGGUGUUCGUGUAGAGCUGGCUGAGGAGGAUGAUGGAGAGCUGGUGGCCAUAAAGUUGUUGCUACGCAUUGAGGAUGUAAAGAAACUUAAAGGGAAAUACAAAGAGAAUGAAGCCAUUGAGUUUUCCUUUGACUUAGAUAAAGACGUCCCAGAUGAUGUUGCCCAAGAAAUGGUCGAUUCGGGCUAUGUUUGUGAGGGUGACCACAAGACCAUUGCAAAGGCCAUAAAGGACAGAGUGUCCCUGAUCUCCCGUAAGCGAGAGCAGAGAAAACUUGUUAGAGAGGAACAAGAAAAGAGGAAGUUGGUGCAGGAGAAUGACCCCUCACAACUUGGACCGUAUACUAACACCACAGCCAAGCCCCCUGGUCCCGCUCUGGCCUCAGUCAUUAUUGAGUCUGAAGAACAUGAAGCAGACCAGCAACUGCAGCAGCCUGGAGCCUCUGCUUCCAGUUCAGCGUCUGUCCCUGAGACUCAGCCUGCCCAGCCAGGUACAUCUUUCAGCACCAUACAGCCUGAUCCGCAGCCACAGCACACCAUGACCCAUCCACAAAGCAUGUCACAGCACCCAGCCCAGGCCCCUCUGCAGCAGCCGAGCAGUACUUUGACCGUGGGUCCCAUCACCCAGACUGGAACUGCAGCCGCACCCCAGGUGAUGGGUCAGGCGGCAACUCUACCCUCUGCCGUUCAGCCUGCCGUCCCCUUGCAGUACCAUCAGCCACCUCAGGAUGGCAGUGCUCCCCCUCAGGGCCCUCAAGUCUUACAGGCACCAGUGAGUGUGUCCCACUCCCAACCGCAGCCAGCAGAGCAGUUACAACCUCAAACAUCUCUGGUUCCAGCCUCCACAGAAAGUGGUCACUCCGAUGCUGCAUCUGGUCUGAGCGAUGGGAACGAGGGCAGCCAUGAGGGUCGCUCUAUAAAACGACCCCAGAGCCGCUCUGUACGCAGUCGCUCACGCCACGAAAAACUGGCCAAGCUCAAGCUCAAUGUGCUGAAUAUUUCUAAUAUUGGGGACAGAGUUGCUGAAUGUCAGCUGGAAACCCACAACAAGAAAAUGGUGACAUUCAAGUUUGAUUUGGAUGGAGAUAAUCCUGUAGAAAUUGCUGAAAUUAUGAUCAAAAGUGAUUUUAUCUUGGAAAGCGAGCGGGAGACCUUCAUAGAGCAGGUUCAAGAUGUCAUUCAGAUGGCAGAUCAGAAAGGAAAGGCUCAGAAAAAUAACCAAAAUCAGGUGAGCAGUAAUUUGAGCCAGCAAGUACCUGAAAUUUCAACAUCCAGUGUGCCUGGUGUGCCACCUAGUGUGGCAGCACAGGUUGUACAUUCAGCAGGCCGGCGCUUCAUAGUUAGCCCAGUGCCUGAAGCAAGACUUCGGGAGCCAUUUUUUGGACCUCCUUCUGCAAACACAUCAUUUGAAGACUCCAUACCAGCAUCUGAUCCCACAUCAGCCAGCAGUGUUCAGCAGGACCAAGCUAGCUUUGCCCCUGGCUCAACCCAGAUUUCUGUGGUACCAGCCACACCUGGAGGUCUUGCCCCAGAGAGCUGUAUCCCUCCUAUUUCUCAAUCGUUAUUCCAGAGCCCUGUCCCAGCUGCCACUGCAGCUCUGACAGUGGUCACCACUCAUGUUAGCACUCCUACACCAUCUACCACUCAGCAAACCAGAACAGGGAGGAUAUCUCCUUCUCCAGCCCCAACUGAAUCACCAGCACGUCGACUGUCACUUCCCACCCCUUCCCAGACUCCUCAAAACGUUGUGGCUGAGAGCAAUGGCUUGGAUCAAGCUCAAACCGGCAUCCAGCAGGUGCAAGUCGGUCCCUCCUCUGUCCCUGUGACGCAACCAUCUACAACAGGAGAUGGUGAGAGUGAUGUACAGGGGAAGCCACCUGGAAUUGAAGACAUCCAUGCUUUAGACCAGAAGCUGCGUUCCCUUUUCAAGGACUCCUCACAGAGCUCCUCCAACCAACCUGAUGGAUCUGGAGAGACAUCCACAUCAUCCCCACCCAACACUAUCAGCACUAACACUCCUGGCUUUGUCUCCGGUGGAACGCCUUCCAGUUUGUCUCUCAGUUCCAGUGGGAACUUUGCACCUGGUGCUUUUGCCUCUAUUGUGACACCUACAAGCUAUGCCCAGACACCAUCUGCAGAUCUGUCCCCACAAAGGCCACAGGUGGGGAAAGUUACUAACUUGCUGAUUUAG